AUGUACGCCCGCCGUGGACGCGGCGGCCCCAGCAAGGCGACGCCGGCCAGCUGCAAGGCCGCGCCUCAGGAGCGCCCCUACGUGCCUCGCCCGUCACGCACCCAGCAGCUGCUAAACCCAAAGCUCCGGCCUGAGCUGACCAACGACGCCCCUGAUGUGUUGCAGAAGAAGACCGGCGUCGCCGAUGCUGAGCUGGCCAAGAAGGCUGCCCAAAGGGAGAAGGACCUAAAGUCCCGACAGGACUCCGACUCGGGCUCCGAGUCUGACGAUGGCGGCGCGGCCAGGGCUGAUCGCCGUAGGGGUCGUCGCACAUCUCGGCGGCGGAGAGCGCGACAGGCCUCGGUCGUCAAGGAGACGCUCUCGGUCCCCGCGCUCUGCCCGGAGCUACUCUAG
This is a messenger RNA of Gaeumannomyces tritici R3-111a-1, 393 nucleotides long. RefSeq lists its product as hypothetical. The record is from RefSeq and is a predicted model, not a curated record. Lineage: Eukaryota; Fungi; Ascomycota; Sordariomycetes; Magnaporthales; Magnaporthaceae. The coding region runs from base 1 to 393 and encodes 130 amino acids. The transcript has 4 exons.